AUGCCACCCAAGCGCCGACGCCAGAUCCCCCGGAUCAUCCCACCCUCACCAUCAGACCCGCAACCGACCCUUCAUCAAACACUUGCGCCGCGACAAACACGCUCCGGAAAAACAUUUGGUGCACCCGGAGAAUCUUCUAUACGCUCGCGGCGCAGGCAUCCCAGACACUUGACCCCAGGAUCUCCGCCUCACUCACCUCCUCGAGCUGCACGAAAACGAAAGUCCCGGGCUGUUCUCGAAGAUAGUGAUAGUGAAGAAUCAACCAAUGAUCAAACCUAUGAGCCUCGGAUUACUCGUCCGCGUCGCGGAAGUGCCCCAAAAGAACUCACCGUGAUUGACGGCCAAGCCCAUCAGCAGACAACCAACGAGGCAACCGGUAUCGAAGGAACUCGACAGCCCCGACGAACCAUCAACUUCCCAUGGGGUUUUUCCAUACCUUUGCCGGAGUUAAGCCAAACCGACCGGCACCUGUCGCUUUUUGCCCCAGUUGAAGAAGAGAAGAUGAGAUUUGUCCUUCGGGAAAUCGGCUGCAGUGUUGUGGGAAAAACUCGACCUCAACUCGUCAACUUAUGCAUUCGAUUCGCACAGCUGAUUGAAUCACUUCCUAGCAACUCUUCUCAGUCCGCUUUGCCCAACGCUUCUCCGACCCCGGUCACCACUCUCUCAAACUCAACCAAUAUCCCUUCUAACGGUGCAACACAACAGUCACAUGAUAACUUAAAACCUCCAUCUCCGCGUCCGUCUCGGUCUCCUCUAGGCAACACUCCUCAGACGCCGGACGCCACUCAUUCAAACCCAACAAACAUCCCUUCGAACGGUGGACCACAGCAGUUGAAUAGUAACAACUUGAACGUCCCAUCUCUGCGUCCGUCUUGGUCUCCCCUAGGCCAAGCUCCGUCUCGGUCUCCUCUAGGCAACGCUCCGUCUUGCUCUCCUCUAAGAAACACUCCGUCUCGGUCACCUCCAGGAAACGCUGCUCAGACGCCGGAAGCCACUAAUUCAAAUCCAGCUCAAGUACAAGGGGCAGACCCCACUUCCAUUGUUGAAGAUCUGAUCCAGUGGAACACACCGCCUAAUGCUCGAAAAACCCCGCCUUGGCGAAACAUACCAAAUCGCCGUAACCUACCGCCUGACUCUCCAAACACACCUCCUAACCCUUGGCACCAGCCAAUGUACAUAGGCUCCCCCGGCCCAUCCUCUGUUCCCGUGAUUUGCCAUGCAGGCGAUCCUGCCUCAUUGCCGGGCCUUAAUACAGAUCUUCCCAAAAACCAUGAUGGAGACCAUGCCGAGGCCUCUAGUAAUCACUCCGACGGAGCGCUACACACGAUGCAAGAUAACCAAAUUGCAAUCAUUGAGCUGCUCCAAACGCACUCCAAGAAGUUUUCAGAUCUCCAAGACGACAUAGCUAUAACACUUCGAAAUCAGCAGGAAAUCAAAGAGAAGUUAGAAAGUUUAUCAGGCGUGAUUCUGCACCAGAACGUGCGUCCGGGGAGACCUGCGCGCGCCAACCCCAUGGAAAGCAAUGUCCCUGCGCCGCAGGCUUUCCCUCGGACGGCAAGGCUCAAACAACUCCUAAAACUGCAUUUUGAAUCGUUGUUUGGGUUGCCCGCCGGGGCUGAUCUACCUCCCUCUCCUCCAACUACUUCGGAAAAGGCAAAGUGGCGUGUUCAUAUAGAUGAUGAUUCACCAGACGACGCGGAAAUGGAAUGUGACGGCAAUAACCCUGAGUCAGACAAAGAGGCUUCAGAUCCGCAAUUCCCGUACCGUGGCGGUCCUGGCCAUCCCUGGGCCUCACAGGAGCAGCUCAAGAUCAUGCAUCGGAUGUUAAGAGAAAAAGGCAUGGAACGAUUUCGUAUGGAUCUCACCUUACGUUUGGACGACCCCGAGAACAAGUUCUGCUUGUCUGUUGCUCGCGAUAUAUUCGUCCAGCUAGUUGAGUGUGGCGAAUACGAAGGUCUCCAGCCUCACAAGUGUGAAGCGGACUUUAUCUUGCAGCAGCUAACAGAAUAUGUCAGGGACAAGGUCAGAGAGAGCGCCAAAUUCCCCAUGGCAGUUCAGCUAUUGCGAGCAAAGGAAAAAAGCAGGAGUACACAAAAAUUGACUGUGCGAAAUAAUCGAAUGAAAUCCGCUCUCGAAAUUGGCGGCCUGCAGCCGUUAUUCCCAAUCAUCAAAGCUUGCACCAGUGACGAUGAAACCGAUGAUGAAAUCACUCCAGCCCCCGUAGCCUGUGGGUCUUCAUCUAGACGGAAGAAAGAGGUCAAGUAUUGCAAAGCCCGGCAGCUAGUAUGGCGUAGCAAGGAGGUUACGCAGGCGUUCGUUCUACUAGAUGAAUACCGCGAGAAAAAAAUAUCCUCGACAUGCAAAGCUCGCAGAGGAAUUCCAGCACGGUUACGACGACGACCGCCGUGCCCAAAAAUCAGUACAAUCAAACCAGCUCAAGCUUUAGCUAAAGACGCUUACGAUAAAGACUGGCUAGAGGCCCAAAAUCAGAUCAUUGUUGAUGAGUUAAAUGUUGUAUCGCAACCAGUCAUGAAAAAGAUACUGAGCAGAUUACAAUCACUUGCCUAA
Puccinia triticina is the source of this 2568-nucleotide messenger RNA. RefSeq lists its product as uncharacterized. NCBI's taxonomy places the organism in Eukaryota, Fungi, Basidiomycota, Pucciniomycetes, Pucciniales, Pucciniaceae. The record is from RefSeq and is a predicted model, not a curated record. The coding region runs from base 1 to 2568 and encodes 855 amino acids. The transcript is spliced from 7 exons.